Molecule: messenger RNA, 1734 nt
Organism: Paramecium sonneborni
Lineage: Eukaryota; Ciliophora; Oligohymenophorea; Peniculida; Parameciidae
Source: the annotation of a GenBank genome assembly
AUGAUAUUGCCAUUUUAAAACUUCAGGAACAAGGAAUUAAAAUUAAAAAGGGUUUAUAUCAUUUUUAUUUUGAAAGCUCACACUGCAGAUGAAAUGCAAUAUUUUGAAGAAGCAAUGUUGAAUUUUGAUUUGGAUACUUUAAAAAAUGUGGAAAUUUCUUUUUAUUAUAAUGACAAAGGUUUAAAUAAGAAUUAUCAAUAAGCUACUUCGUUAUAUUAUUUAAAUCGCUUAGAAGAUGCUUUAUAUGCUUAAAAUCAAGCUAUUCUAUGUAACCCAGAUAUAUCACAUUAUUAUUAUAAGAAAAGUAAUAAAUUAAUAAUAAUAAAUUAGGUUAUUUGUUACAUAAUAUGGAACGUUAUUAAGAAUCAUAAAACGAAAUUAACAUUGCAAUUCAGAAAAAUCCAAACUAAAUUAGUUAUAUAAAAGAAAAAGGUUUAAAUUCUUUUUAAAAAUUAUGAAGCAAGAUUUUUAUACGAAAUUGGUCAAUACUAAAAUUCAUUGAUUGAAUAUGAGCUUUGCAUUUAGAGAGAUCCUGAACAUCAUGUGUCUAUUAAUGGAAAAGGUAAAAAUUAAAAAAAAAAAGGAAAUUGCCUGUAUAAUAUGAGGCGAUAUUAAGAAGCUUUAUACUAGUAUAGUCUAGCUUCAUAAAAAGAUCCAUAAAAUCCAACUUAUUAUAGAAAUAAAAGUUUAGUAAUUCAUUUAUUAGAAGCUCUACCUCUGGAGAAAUUGAAACGCUAUGGAGAAGCUUUAAUUGAGAUUGAUUUAGCAAUUGAGAAAUAUCCUUAAUAUUUAAAAUAAAAACCUUUUUAUGUAGAUAGAACAGCACAUUACUAUUUUGAAAAAGGUUUCCAAAUUUCUCAUAAUAGGAAAUAUUUUAAUGGAAAUGGAUUAAUAUGAAGAAGCUAUAAUUUAAUACGACAAGGCUAUUUAGAUAAAUCCAGAAUAUUCUAACUCUUUUUAAGGAAAAGGUACUUAAUAUUUAAAGAAAAAGGAUAUGCAUUCUAUAAAUUGAAUAGAUAUGAUGAUGCUCUUCUUCAAUUCGAUUAAGCGAUUAGUAAGAAUCCUGAAAAUUCUGAACAUCAUUAUGAAAAAGGUAAAAUUUGUAAAGUAUUGAAGGAAAAUUUUUGAUGAAAAUAAAUAAAUUUGAAGAUGCUUUAAUACAUUUUAAUUUUGCUAUUUUAUAAAAUCCUAAGAAUGCUGAAUAUUAUUAUGAAAAAGGUAAUUUUUAAUUUAAUAAUUUAAGCGAAUACUUUAAGAAAAAUGAAUCGUAUUGAUGAAGCCAUAAAUUAGUAUGAUGAUGCUAUUUAGAGAAAUUUCGAAAAAUCUGAGUAUUAUUAAGGAAAAGGUACUAAAUAAUUAAAUUUCAAAGGAAAAAUAUUAGCAGAAAAUUUUAGAUAUGAUGAAGCUCUUCUAUAAUAUGAUUAUGCCAUUAAUAAAAAUCCUGAAAAUUCUGAAUUUCAUUAUGAAAAAGGUAAAAUUUGUAAAGUAAUUAAGGAAAAAUUUUGGAAAAAAUGAAUAAAUAUGAAGCAGCUUUAACACAUUAUGAGUGUGCUAUUAAUCAAAAUCCUAAAAAUGUUGAAUAUCAUUAAGCAAAAGGUUGUUGAAAAUUUAAUAAUUUAAGAAAAUGCAUAAAAUACUAUGAACAAUCACAAUGGAGUCAUAAUUUAAUCAAAUUCGGAUAAUUAUAAAACUCAAUUUUAAAUAUUAAAAUCAAAAGAUUACAUGGCAAAAUGA